AUCCUUCAAUGCUACCUUUGUUCCAGACGGAGCCACGACCUCAAUCAUAAUGAGGUUGCCAUCGAUGCUGGGCAUAUUUGCUGCCCUUGCUACCUCUGCUAUUUCUGCAACUAAUUCUUCGACUCCAUUGUCAAAGCAGAUUCUCCCAAGUACCUUUAAACCACCCCAGGUCUUCCAGAAUGUGAACCUUGUGAGGAAUGUAAACCUGGAUAAAGGUUACCCUAGGGAAACAAUCAAUGUCGUGGUGCGUAAUAUUGACUCAGAGCCGCAAACUGAUUACUUCAUUCCGUUCGAUGCGGACUUGAUGUCGAGGAUAGGAGGACUGGAGGUCAGGGACAAGAAGGCGGCGUCACAACCGCCAUUUAAGACAGAAAUAAUUGCAAUUGAGUCCGGAAGUCAAACGGAAUAUGUCCUGGUCCAUCUUUCAAAGCCACUCGAGCCAAAGGCUGAGAUCACCUUAGGCAUCACGUACACUGUUCUUUCUGCUAUCUCGCCCCUACCAGAAACAAUUGAGCAAAUGGGCCAACAGACUCUUCUAUACAAAACGUCUGCAUAUGCACCUUCUGCAUACAGCACCUUGAAACAGAAGACGAAAUUUAAGUUCCCAACCACGAACAUUCCAGAUUAUACUGUCAUUCCCAACAAAAACUCAGAUGGCGGCGAAGAUCCAACGAGACAGGGUAGUACAUUUACGUAUGGACCGUAUGAGAAUGUGCCGGCAAGCGCGGUGCAGGAAAUCAGUAUGAGGUACGAGUUUACAAAGCCUCUGAUUCACGUUACAUUGCUUGAGCGUGAUGUUGAGGUCUCUCACUGGGGCGGAAAUCUUGCAACAGAAGAACGAUUCUGGCUAGGGAAUCGUGCUGCUAGGCUUAAAGAUCACUUUUCUCGCGUGCAAUGGCAGAUGACUCAAUAUGCCAGCCCGCCAACCACUGCGCUUAAAGAGCUGAAAAUACCCCUUCACGUUGGAAGCGUGGAUGCCUACUUCACGGACGAUAUUGGCAACGUGUCGACAAGUCGAUUCAGGACUAAUUCAAGAGAAGCCCUUCUUGAAGUGAAACCACGAUAUCCUGUCUUUGGCGGAUGGAAGUACAGUUUCAGAGUUGGCUGGAAUGGUGGGCUUGAGAAGUAUUUGAGGAAGUCAAAGACUGGAGACAGCUAUGUAUUAAAGGUUCCAUUCAUGGAGGGUCCUAAGAUGAAUGAGGGUGUGGAAUAUGAGAGAGUUGAAGUGCGAAUAAUCCUGCCGGAAGGAGCUCAGAACAUCAAAUUUACGACGUCUGUUCCACUUGUCAAAGAGGAAAUCACGAUACAUAAGACGUUUAUGGACACUCUUGGUCGUCCUACGCUCAAGCUUACGGCUCUGAAUGUAGUUGACGAAUGGCGAGACAGGGAUCUCAUCGUCACAUAUGAUUAUCCAUGGACAGCGGGGUAUCGAAAGCCACUCACUAUUGCAGCUGGCUUGGGGAGCAUUUUGCUUGCAGCAUAUCUUAUCAGCAGUGUUGAUACCAGAAUUGGGAAAAAGCAGGCUUGAUUUCCUUAGCGAUAUGAUGAUGAAAAAUGUACUAUCGUGCAUCUAGCGUACUUUCUGGCGUUCUGGAUUUCUUCUGAGAAACAUGUAUCAGUAAGACCCGAUGUUCCAAAUUUAUUACAGAAGCCGGGAUCAGAUUCCUUUUGCC
Messenger RNA from Verruconis gallopava, 1673 nucleotides. RefSeq lists its product as uncharacterized. The record is from RefSeq and is a predicted model, not a curated record. The transcript has 3 exons. Bases 50 to 1528 code for a protein of 492 amino acids. Lineage: Eukaryota; Fungi; Ascomycota; Dothideomycetes; Venturiales; Sympoventuriaceae. Gene Ontology annotation, cellular component: oligosaccharyltransferase complex; membrane.